Messenger RNA from Quercus lobata, 744 nucleotides. RefSeq lists its product as uncharacterized. Bases 1 to 744 code for a protein of 247 amino acids. The record is from RefSeq and is a predicted model, not a curated record. Lineage: Eukaryota; Viridiplantae; Streptophyta; Magnoliopsida; Fagales; Fagaceae. The transcript is spliced from 2 exons.
AUGGGAGAAACAGGAGAUGAUUCAAAAACUCUUAGGGAGUUGUUCUCACCCAUAACCACCAACCCUCCAUCUUGCAUAGUAUUGCCUGCAACCACCGCUGCACAUUUUGAGUUAAAGCCACAGAUAAUCCACCUUCUUCCUACUUUUCAUGGAUUGGAUAGGGAAGAUCCUUAUAUGCAUGUGAAGGAUUUUCUUGAGAUUUGUGCUACUUGUAAGUUUCAGAAUUUCACUGAUGACUCUGUUCGCUUGCGUUUAUUCCCUUUUUCCUUGAAGGAUAAGACAAAUCGUAACAUGAUUGAGUCCAUGAAUGGUGGUGGAUUUUUGAGUCUUGUAGAUGAUGAGGCGUACAAAUUUCUUGAGAAUUUUUCUGAAAGUUCACAACAAUGGGAUUUUUCCAAUCGUAAAGAGAGAUGUGCCCCUGCAAUUAAGAAAGGAGGAUUGUAUGAAGUCAGUGAAGAUUUAGACAUAAAAGCUAGGUUGGACAAUCUCACUCGUAAGGUUGAAACUUUAGCUUUAGGUAGAGUGAUGAAUUCUGUCAAUCAAGUUCAAAGUGAAACAUGCUCUAUUUGUGCAAGUCCUAUGCAUAUAACACAAAUGUGUCCUUCUGCAGUUGGGUAUCCUGAUUUUUAUACUGAGCAAGCAAACGCACUAAAUAAUUAUGGAAAACCAUUUGCUAGUCCAUUUUCAGAGAUAUACAAUCCAAAUUGGAGGAACCAUCCUAAUUUCUCAUGGAGGCAAAAUUAG